UGCAGUCUCUGAACAACUCGUGUACUAUGUCUGCAGUCUCUGACCAACUCCUGUACUACACCUGCAGUCCCCUACCAACUCCUGUACUAUGCCUGCAGUCUCUGACCAACUCCUGUACUAUGUCUGCAGUCUCUGACCAUCUCCUGUACUACACCUGCAGUCUUCGACCAUCUCCUGUACUACACCUGCAGUCUCUGACCAACUCCUGUACUACACCUGUAGUCUCUGAUCAACUCCUGUACUACACCUGCAGUCUCUGACCCCUCCCCUGUAAUAAUGUGCUGUAACCUCU
Messenger RNA from Staurois parvus, 292 nucleotides. The record is from the annotation of a GenBank genome assembly. Lineage: Eukaryota; Metazoa; Chordata; Amphibia; Anura; Ranidae.